Peronospora matthiolae is the source of this 687-nucleotide messenger RNA. The record is from the annotation of a GenBank genome assembly. NCBI's taxonomy places the organism in Eukaryota, Oomycota, Peronosporomycetes, Peronosporales, Peronosporaceae.
AUGGUGGGAAAGAAGGCCGCUAAAAUUGACUUGUAUACGGACAACCGUACUGAGAAGGAAGCAGAUCAAAUGGACACAUGGGAUCAGGAAAAACUGGAAAAAGUGGUCAAUGAAAAGCACCACGAGAAACACACGAAGCAAACGGAAAUUGUGUGUAAAUACUUUUUGGAUGCAAUUGAAAAGUCGUUGUAUGGUUGGUUCUGGGUGUGUCCCAACGGUGGUACCUCAUGCAAGUACCGUCACGCACUUCCUGUUGGGUAUGUGUUCAAGUCGAAGAAGGAUCGUGAGCUUGAGAAGUCAAAAAAGAUGGUGGAGAUCUCUAUUGAGGAAAUCAUCGAACAGCAGCGUGCUAGGUUAGGUCCCAAUGGAGGCACACCUGUUACGGAGGAGUCACUUGCGAAGUGGAAGGCUGAUAAGCUGACGCGUAAGAAGACCGAGGAAGCAAAGCGGCUAAAAGAGCAAGCGAAGCGGACGGGCGGUCGCGGCGUCAUGAGUGGUCGUGCGCUAUUUACGUUCGACCCGACCUUAUUCCGUGAUGAUGCGGAUGCUGAUGAUGAGGCAUACUCUAUUCACAGUGAGGAAGAGGACGAUAACAACGAGGUCCCUGCCGUUGAUGCAGCAGCAGCAGUGAUGGACAAGAGCCUCUAUCUGCAAGACGUGGAUGAUCUUGAUUUGUUGAAGAAGUGA